Messenger RNA from Brassica oleracea var. oleracea, 1525 nucleotides. Its product is annotated as F-box/LRR-repeat protein At2g40920-like. The record is from RefSeq and is a predicted model, not a curated record. Gene Ontology annotation, molecular function: protein binding. NCBI's taxonomy places the organism in Eukaryota, Viridiplantae, Streptophyta, Magnoliopsida, Brassicales, Brassicaceae.
UAGAUACGAUACAUACAGAUUAGGUUUUUGCUCUUGGAUCAUAGAGCUUCCAAUUGAUUUGUUCUUAGCUGCUGUUUUCAUUGAAAAUGGAUGCAGAAGUAGACAACUCAUCAAGAUUGUUUAAGCUGAAGAAAAGAAGAUCAAAUCGCUCUUGUAACUUGUUGAUAAUGGACUCUUUUUUGGGUCUAAUUUCCGAGAUCCCUCUAGAUCUCUUGGUCGAAAUUCUUAUCAGACUGCCACCAAAGUACUUGGCGAGGUUCAAGUGCGUCUCAAAGCAGUGGUCAUCCCUCAUCUCUUCUCGAUAUUUUUGCGCGUUUUUUACGAUCACACAAGGAAAACAACAACCACAUCUAUACAUGUGUUUGGUUGGUGAACGCGGUCAAAGUGAACUGCUGUCCAUGUCAUCAACGUCUCCAGACAACACUAGUUUUGUGGUCGACCAAGAUUUGAGGAUCCCAGGGAUGGGAGGCUACUACUUGACUGAUCUCCACGGCUUGAUGUGUUUCUCAAUGGGGGAAAAAGCUUGUAUAUACAACCCCAGCACCGGACAGCUUUUGACCUUACCCAAGAUAAAAUCUGACUUCAUAGCCGAUCAAGGUCAAACGAGGUAUAUUAACCGGUACUAUAUCGGAUAUGAUUCAGUUAAUGAUCAAAACAAACUAUUAUGCACCAGUGUUAUGUAUUCGUACAGUUUGUCUAAUCUGAAAUCAGAGCACUGGGUGUUUGUUCUAGAAGCUGGAGGUUCCUGGAAAAAGGUUGUUCCGCAUGAGAAUUAUCGUCCUCAUACCCCUUUCCCACGAGGACAGUCUAUCAGUGGAUCAGUAGUACAUUAUCUGGCGUGGCAUGAUAUGUACACUUGCGCGAUUGUGAGUUUUGACGUUAGGUCUGAAGAGUUAACUACCAUCAUAUUACCUGAGGAUGUCAGGGCUAAUAUAUCCAUUCCUGCACUUGCUAUGAAGGCAGAACUUAUAGAUUAUGGUGGGAAAAUAGCUAUUUUCGAACAUAGCAAGCUAAAAAUUGGGGGUAUGGUGAUAUUAUGGGUAUUGGAAGAUGCUGAAAAAAAGGAAUGGUCGAAGAGGAGUCUGGUUUUGCAGCCUUGUCAGAGGCAUUUAGUCCAGGACACUGAGUUUAUUUUAAAAGGCACAACUCAAGACGGAAAAGUUAUCUUGGCACCGGUGGAGAUGCAUUCUGGAUUCUACAUUUUGCGUUAUGAUUUGCAAAGCAAUGACUUGAGGAAAGUUGAAAUUAAAGGAGUACCAAACCGUUGGUUUGACAAAGAAUGCUACUAUGACUUGAGGUUGAUGAGUGAGAGUGAGAGGGUCAUCUACUUGGAAACUUGAGCACUAGCUCUUUUACAAUGUAUUUUUGUUUGAAUUAUUUAUUUGCAUUAGAAUAAAUGUGACUGAGUGAUAGUGAGACGGUAAUCUUCCUGAGACAUCCUUUCUUCUUUUUAUCCGUUGUCCAUUUCAUUUCUUGAAUUUUUUGGGGCGUUUUAAUUGACCUCCCAGCUCCCAUAGAUUUUACU